AUAAAGCUGGCGCCGCUGCGACCGUUUUUUUUCGUUCUUGGUGGAGCCCCGCGUGUCUUAUCGAUAGAACCUUGGUUACCUGUCCGGAGGAGUUUCAGCAGCAUCAGUGCUUGUAGCAGCUACAUCAACAUCUCACGGCUUCGAAGGACGUACAACGACCACUGCGACGACGUGUAUAUCUUGCGAGGACGAUUAGGGUUCCGAUUACGAUUCGGAUUCUUGGGAGAGAGCGCAGGGACGAGAGGAUAUAGUAGUAGUGGCAAUAGCAGCAAUAGCAGCAGCAGCAGCGACAGCAGUAUGGCGUCCGCGACGAGCUUCUUCGAUUUCAAUGUCAAGGAUAAAAAAGGAACCGACUUCCCCCUCGCCAACCUCAAAGGCAAGGUCAUCCUCGUCGUCAACACGGCGUCCAAAUGCGGCUUCACGCCGCAAUUCGAGGGGCUCGAGAAGCUGUAUAAAGACCUGAAAUCCAAACACCCUACAGACUUCGAAAUCCUCGCCUUCCCCUGCAACCAAUUCGGCAACCAGGACCCGGGCUCCAACGACGAGAUCCAGACCUUCUGCCAGGUCAAUUACGGCGUCACCUUCCCCGUGCUUGGGAAAAUCGAUGUCAACGGCCCACACGCCGCCCCGCUCUACGAAUUCCUCAAAUCCGAGAAACCGGGCCUGCUAGGCUUGAAGCGCGUGAAAUGGAACUUUGAGAAGUUUCUCAUCGGGCGCGACGGCAAGGUCAAGGGGCGAUGGGCUAGUACGACGAAACCUGAGAGUCUGAGGGCGGAGAUUGAGAAGGAGAUUGCUGCGAAGUAGAUUGAGUUGGGGGGAUGUGCUACCAUAGGGUGUGAAGGAGGGGGAAUGAUAUCCAGACAUGGGAGAUGAAUGUUAUGCAAGUACUUGCUUGGAAACAGAUCUGUCUAUGGUCUUGCCCAGCGAUGGAUCCAACAUGCACAUUCCGCAGAAAACAGAAAGCGGGACCCUCAAGAUAUUGAAUCCAUAUCGAUCUCAACCAACCAACGCCGGCACCGUCCCAUGCAAGACCACCCAAAGAGCAACAACCCCUCAA
Westerdykella ornata is the source of this 1057-nucleotide messenger RNA. Its product is annotated as glutathion peroxidase protein. NCBI's taxonomy places the organism in Eukaryota, Fungi, Ascomycota, Dothideomycetes, Pleosporales, Sporormiaceae. The coding region runs from base 298 to 804 and encodes 168 amino acids. The transcript has 4 exons. The record is from RefSeq and is a predicted model, not a curated record. Gene Ontology annotation, biological process: response to oxidative stress. Gene Ontology annotation, molecular function: glutathione peroxidase activity.